Trichoderma virens Gv29-8 is the source of this 2508-nucleotide messenger RNA. RefSeq lists its product as uncharacterized. Lineage: Eukaryota; Fungi; Ascomycota; Sordariomycetes; Hypocreales; Hypocreaceae. Gene Ontology annotation, molecular function: secondary active sulfate transmembrane transporter activity. The record is from RefSeq and is a predicted model, not a curated record. Gene Ontology annotation, cellular component: membrane. Gene Ontology annotation, biological process: transmembrane transport. Bases 1 to 2508 code for a protein of 835 amino acids. The transcript is spliced from 2 exons.
AUGAGUGGAACAUCUACAGGAGCGUCGACCAAGGUCGGGCAUGCAUUGGCCAGAGUCCUAGGCAUCAAACUCCAGGAUGACGAUGAAAAUGUUUACCGGCACGACGACGCAGUCACUAGAGGCGAGUCUGUCUUCUCUACCCGAACUGGUGAAGGCCCCAUCGAUGGACCGCCUACGACUUCAGAGUGGCUUCAUGACCAGCUGCCUUCGCAGGCCGAGGUCGUAAGCUAUGUCAGGUCUCUCUUUCCCUUCAUAUCUUGGCUUCCUCACUACAACUUGCAAUGGCUCGCGGGUGAUAUUGUAGCCGGCAUCACUAUUGGCGCUGUCCUCGUCCCCCAGGGUAUGGCUUAUGCAUUGCUGGCAAACCUCCCUCCACAAUUCGGCUUGUAUUCGUCCUUUAUGGGGCCCAUCACGUAUUGGAUAUUCGGCACAUCCAAAGAUAUAUCAAUCGGCCCGGUGGCCGUCUUAUCCACAGUCGUUGGAACGGUGGUGGCAGAUGUUGGUGGUGAUCUUCCUCCAAACGUGGUAGCCACGGCGUUUUCUGUCAUUGCCGGAAGUAUUGUUCUUGGUAUUGGCAUCCUUCGCCUGGGCUGGGUAGUUGAUCUCAUAUCCAUCACCUCGCUGUCUGCUUUCAUGACGGGGUCCGCCAUUACUAUUGGCGCCAGUCAGCUCCCUUCGCUGUUUGGCAUCACGGGCUUUUCCAACCGAGAUCCGGCAUACAGAGUCAUCAUCAACACGCUGAAGCACUUGCCUGAAACUAAACUGGACGCUGCUAUUGGCCUCACAGCCCUCUUCUUCCUCUAUCUGAUACGAUACACUCUGACCAGAGCUGCCGAAAGGUGGCCAGCCAAUAAGCGUAUCAUCUUUUUCCUCAACACAAUGCGGACGGUGUUUGUCAUUCUCCUUUAUACCAUGGUGAGCUGGCUGAUCAACAAAGAUCGGAAAACUCACCCGGCGGUUCGUGUUCUAGGGGCUGUUCCAAAAGGAUUUAAACACAACGGCGUCCCAGAGAUCCCACCGGGACUUGUUUCAUCGUUUGCUUCCCACCUUCCGGCAGGGGUCAUUGUCAUGCUUGUUGAGCAUAUUGCCAUCUCCAAGUCUUUUGGCAGGGUGAAUAACUACACCAUUGACCCAUCACAGGAAAUGGUUGCUAUUGGCAUGACCAACUUGUUGGGCUCAUUUCUCGGUGCCUAUCCAUCUACCGGGUCUUUCAGCCGAACAGCUAUCAAAUCAAAAGCUGGCGUCAGAACUCCUGCCGCGGGACUCGUCACCGGAUUAGUUGUGCUUUUAGCCGCCUACCUCUUGACGGCCGUCUUCUUUUACAUCCCUAAUGCAGUCCUCGCUGCGGUUAUUAUCCACGCCGUCGGUGACUUGAUCACACCGCCAAACACGCUGUAUCAGUUUUGGAGAGUCUCUCCCAUAGAAGUCUUCAUCUUCUUCAUUGGUGUGUUCAUCAGUGUCUUUGCACAGAUCGAGGACGGCCUAUAUGCAACCGUAUGCAUAUCGGCCGCCGUUCUCAUCUAUCGCAUCUUGAAGGCGCGUGGACGAUUCCUGGGCAAAGUCAAGGUUCACUCUGUCCUUGGAGACCACGUUAUUGGAGACGACCACAAACAACUGGUGGGAGAAUACGGCACAUUUGAGGAAAGGGCUGAGAACGCUGCCAGAAAUAUCUUCCUACCACUUGACCAUGGCGACGGCUCCAACCCCGAAGUCGAGUUGGAAAAUCCAUACCCUGGCAUCUUCAUCUACCGCUUCUCGGAGGGGUUCAACUACCCAAGCGCAAAUUUCGCUUUGGAGUUCUUGACCAGCUUUAUUUAUGCGCACACGCGCCGGUCAAGCCCAGAGACGUACGAGCGUAAGGGCGACCGACCGUGGAACAAUCCAGGUCAGCGGAAGCCUGGAAAGGCAAAACGGGAUCCCGAGGAUGACCAGAAGCCGACUCUAAAAGCAAUCAUUUUGGAUUUUAGCUCCGUCAACAAUGUGGACAUCACCUCAGUCCAGCGCCUUAUCGAUGUGCGAAACGUACUUGAUGCGUAUGCAGCCCCAGACGCUGUGGACUGGCACGUCGCAUGCAUCAACAACCGAUGGACCAGGCGGGCGCUCAUUGCUGGCGGGUUUGGCACUCCCACAAAGUCGAUGGAUGGCAUUCCACACAGGUGGAAGUCCAUCUUUAGCGUCGCAGAGAUUGGUGGGAAAGACUCUGCUGCGGCAGUUGCUGAGGAGAACGCCAUUAAGAGAGAAUUAUCCAUGAUGGCUCAUAGACCAGGAGAUGAAGAAAUGGCAAAGGUCGAUGUCACGACCGAGGAAGAAGAGGAAGCGAAAGAGGAAGCGCCAAGACCUAAUAAUCUCGCAGAGAAGCCAGGGGGAUCUCCCAAGGCAGCAUACAAACGAAAGGGGGCCAUCAUCAGCGGUUUAGACAACCCCCUAUUCCACGUAGACUUGACCAGCGCUGUGCAGAGCGCCAUUGCCAAUGUAGAAGCCAGGCUGGAGGCGAGGAGCAGCGCAUGA